AUGGAUGCUGUGAGACAAGAAAACAUUCUGAAAAAGAGGCUACAAGCUUUCCUUGCAGAAAUGCUAAAAUUUGGGACCAUCAAGGGAUUCAAAAACUUUGCCAUGUACCUAAGGGGACGAGAAGAAUUGGUUAUUAGUGUUCUAAAUGAACCAAAAUCCUCACCUUACAGCCACACGCUGGAGACCAAGAGUACAGCCCCGGGUUUCAAAGAUCCUAACAGGAGUGGAAGCUUAACAUCCAAUAAUCUGCCUUAUGAUAAGAGGUCCCUGUUAAUAUCCAUGCGAUCACAGAUGAACUUAACUACAGCGGCAGUCCCAAAAGGUGUGGGAUUACCACCGGCUUCACCAAGUGAUUCAGAAACUCAACCAGGGGAUGAAGCAUCAACUUUAUUCCUGAUAGCCGGAUAUGCUCGGUACAGCUGUCCUUAUGUGUGGAUUCGAUCCAACCACCAGCGACUUAUUAAUCUGAUGGGUGACACCGAGUCGGAGAAAGACAGUCCUCUCCGUCUGAAAACCACUGCCUCAUGGAAAGACACUAAUGUUAGCCUGUAUGACAUUGUGUCAGAACUAGUCAAGCUGAAUACCUACCCUGCUCCACAGAAUCCAUUUGAACUGGACAUGGAGUAUUUCUCCUCUUUACCUUUAUCAGAGCAAGUGCUGGAGACAGGGGCCAUGGUACAAACACUUAAGAAAAUAUUCCUCAGUACCUCAGAUGACAGGCCUUAUACAGGUUACGUGUUAGAAGAUUUACAGAUUAUGACCAAAAUGCACUUCACUGCUUUGAAGAAACUUGUACAAGAAGGAGGUUUACCAAUUGCACAGCAAGAACAAAGACACAGAUCAGGUGCUGUUUCAGGGCCUGGGCGGUCCCGAUACCCUAGUUCUCUGUAUGGUCAGGCACCCCCGAGUCAGUAUGGAGCAGGGUAUUACGGUUCUUCACAACAAAGCUAUUCCUAUACAGGUUAUUAAUGACAACAGACUGUACCAUUCAGUGAUCUCAUUCUGGAAAAUGUUUUAAGCACUAGUUUAGAACUAGCUUACAUUGUACAAGUGUCAUUCAGUCUGUGCUGUUCCUGAAACAUCUGGAUUCACAUAACAUUUAAUCUACACAAGAUCUUGUGAAUAAAUGUGAAUUUACUAGUCAUUGUUAUCUCCCAGGGAAAUAUGGGUGUAUGCUUUGGAGAAUUUGUGUUACCAUAGUUAUAUUAAUUUUACUUUUUUAUGUAUGCCACUAUGGACAACUCAAACUUCCCGAGAAUUUAACACAUUUACUUAUCUACUAGUGUGCACAGGCUCUCUUUGAGAAGCCAUACCCAGAUGUUCUCUCCGAGUAAUUAUACUCAGGUACAUUCCAAAAAGAACCUUUUUAAUAGUGUUUUAUUAUCUGUGUUCAAGUUCUCCUGGAGAAUUCAUAACUUUUUACAGGACAUUACAAUGAGUAAAGUCCAGUAUGUGGAUACACAUGAUCUUGGGGGAUUUUCUAUUGUAAUAUGUUAUAUGUAAUAAACAUUUUAAAAGCCUAAUUAUUUUACUAUUCAUUUUUUAUUUUCACAUACUUUGAACUUUUUAUAUCUGACAAAUACUUUUAAAGGAA
Messenger RNA from Saccostrea echinata, 1594 nucleotides. RefSeq lists its product as uncharacterized. NCBI's taxonomy places the organism in Eukaryota, Metazoa, Mollusca, Bivalvia, Ostreida, Ostreidae. Bases 1 to 969 code for a protein of 322 amino acids. The transcript has 7 exons. The record is from RefSeq and is a predicted model, not a curated record.